GGGUUAUUUUUUCCGGUGGGAAGAGCCAAAGGCGGCGGUACCCCCUUCCCGCCCCCCCCUCCUCCUCUCCUCCGCAGCAGCACAUGGGAAGCAAAAGUUUUCCUCCUCCUCCUCCUCUUCCUCCUCCUCCUGCUGCCGCUGCUCGCUGCCCUCGCCCCCCGAGGAUGCUCGGGCUCCGCUCGGAUGUCCCGGCGGACAGCGGGGAAUAGAGCGCGGCUGGGAGCGGAGCCGAGCCCGCAUUUUCCGCGGGGAUCGGCGGGGAGAGGAGCGGCGGGGCCGGAAUAAGGCGAUGGUUUAACAGCGCCACGAACCGGGCUGCGCUGCCCCGCUCCGCCAUGGGCACCGGGAUGUGCUCCCGCCGGCACAAGGGGCUGCUGCCCUCGGCGCUGGGCCUGCUCUGCCUGGCCGGCCUGGCCUCGGCCGCGCUGCUCUACGGCCACCUCCAGAGCCAGGUGCGGGGCGCCGAGGCGCUGGCGCAGAAAUACAAACUGCAGCAGGAAGCGCUGUCGGCACAGCUGCAAGUGGUGUACGAGCACCGGUCCCGCCUGGAGCGCUCCCUGCAGAAGGAGAGAGGGGAGCACAAGAAGACCAAGGAAGAUUUUUUAGUGUACAAGCUGGAAGCUCAGGAAGCUCUCAACAAGGAGAAGCAAGACUCCAUGAACAGAUACGGGGCCCUCAGCUCCCAGCACAAGAUCCUGAAGAACCAGCACGACGAUGUCAAGAAGCAGCUGCUGGAGCUGCAGCUGCAGCACAACAGCCUCAGGCUGGAGCACAGGAAGAGCCUGGAGAGCCACAGCCAAAAACUGGCCCAGCUGCAGCAGGAGAGGGACAGCGAGGUCACCAACCUGCAGGACACAGUGCAGAAACUCAGAGAAGAGAGCAAACUCCUCAGGAAAGCUCACCUGGAGGUUCACUCCCAGCUCCUCAGUGCCCAGGCGCAGAUGGAGGAGUUCAGGCAGCUCAAGGAAGCUCUGCAGAAGAUGCCAGGCCUGAGAGGAGGAGGAGGAGGAAGGAAGGGGCAGCAGCCCCUGGUGCCAGCCAGCAGCCAGCUGCAGCCAGGGAGGCACCAGGAUGCGGAGAUGGAGAUGCACAUCCAGGUGAGGAGCCACGAGCAGAGCCCGGCCCCUGGGCUGGCCCUGCCUGAGCCAGGACCAAAAUCUGCAGCAGAAAAUGCGCCAGGGCCAGGCAGGCAGCGCCCAGCAGGGAGCAGAGAGCUGCCACCACACAGCUGGCAGGUCCCUGUGAGCCCAGGGAAUGCCCAGAGGGACCCAGGGCCAGGGCAGGGCCAGCCCAGGAGUGCCCAGGACAGCCCCAGGGAUGGGCACAGGGGCAGCACCCGGACCCCCGGGACAGGGACAGCGGCACACGGGGACGGGGCCGACCAGGAGGAGCUGCAAAUGGAUGCAGGAGUCAUUGACAGGGAGCUGCACUCCCAGAAAGAGCCCGUGGUUCAGGAGCCCAUGGUGCCAGAUGAUGCUGCAGAUCCUGCCCAGGACCCCAACAACCAGGGGGAGGACGAGUUUGAGGAGGCUGAGCUGGAGAGGCCUGACUUUGAGGAGAAGGUGGGAGCCUCGGAGAAGUUCAAGGAGCCCAGAGUUAAAGAAGAGUGGAAGGAGAAGCCACCAAAGGAUGCUGGCAGAGCUGCCAAGCCCAGGGAAGAGCCACUGGAGGAUUACCAAGAAGAUCAGGAGCAAGAAAUUGAGGAUCAUGGAGGGGAGGUGGAUGACAACGACGACCUGGAGCUUGUCCAAGAGCAGAAGGAGCCUGUGGGAAGGCAGGGAGGUGCUGGCAAGAAGGAUGAUUACUUCUGAGAGCUGCUGGAAAUACAGGAUGCUGCAGGAAUGAGGGGAUGGGAGCUCCUCCUGAAGGAAACACUGCCCAGAGCAGAGGCAGGAGGAGAGAACUCCCCCAAACAAAGAGGGGGUUUGCAGAUGAAAAUAUGAAAAUCCCAUCUCAGUGUGGGGCCACUGCUGCCUCUGAGAUCCCUCAGACUGGGGAUGAUCUUACCCUGCUGCUUUUCUUAGGAGCACUUUUUGAUUUACUGUGUUCUUUGCCCUCUCUCGUUCUUCACAUCCCCUUUCUGAGCUGGAGAGGGUUUUUGGGGCUGGUUUUGGGGGUGUUUUUUACCCCCUCUGGGCAGCAGAGGGGUCCCUGGACUCACUCAAAUACAAAGGAAUCUGUCUUCAUAAA
Melospiza melodia melodia is the source of this 2190-nucleotide messenger RNA. RefSeq names its product Golgi integral membrane protein 4-like. The transcript has 13 exons. The record is from RefSeq and is a predicted model, not a curated record. NCBI's taxonomy places the organism in Eukaryota, Metazoa, Chordata, Aves, Passeriformes, Passerellidae. Gene Ontology annotation, cellular component: Golgi apparatus; Golgi membrane. Bases 336 to 1811 code for a protein of 491 amino acids.